Dovyalis caffra is the source of this 317-nucleotide messenger RNA. Lineage: Eukaryota; Viridiplantae; Streptophyta; Magnoliopsida; Malpighiales; Salicaceae. The record is from the annotation of a GenBank genome assembly.
AUGAAGAACGCAGCAUUUAAAGUGGCACUCAUGAUUGCUUUAGUAAUUUCAACAUCUUCCCAUAUCUCAGCCACCAUAUUUGAAACCACAGGCCUACACCAAGGUGGGCUUGAAAAAGCCAGCCUUCCACCCCCAUGGAGCCUCCACCGUCCCCUUCUUGGAUAUGACCUCCAGACAUUGAGUUUUCUGGGAGAAGAAAGUUCUUGGAAAUUCGAAGAUUUUGUCAAGAAGCUGGAGUACUUAAUACGGACAAAGUCACGUGAUGGGUCACGUGGGAUUGAAUUUGGAGAGAAAAAGUCUGAGAGAUGGUGGGUUCU